Messenger RNA from Alligator sinensis (Chinese alligator), 1984 nucleotides. It is a transcript of the gene TBCCD1, whose product is annotated as TBCC domain containing 1. The record is from RefSeq and is a predicted model, not a curated record. The annotation marks the transcript as partial. Lineage: Eukaryota; Metazoa; Chordata; Crocodylia; Alligatoridae. The transcript is spliced from 6 exons. Gene Ontology annotation, biological process: maintenance of Golgi location; maintenance of centrosome location. Gene Ontology annotation, cellular component: spindle pole centrosome.
AUAUUAAUACUGUGUUUCCUUCUUGAUCAGUUUUCGGUAGAUACUCUACAGUUCCUGCUGUUCUUGUACGUUCAGCAACUAAACAAGGUUUCUCUGAGGACAUCUUUGAUUGGUGAAGAGUGGCCAAGUCCUAGGACCAGAUCCCAGUCUUCCAGUUUGAUUGGAAAAUCCACCUGUCAAAACAAGAAUUGGAAUGACCUGGAGCACCAAGCCUUUGUGCUGAACCACCUCUUGGAUUUGUUGGAACUGCUACUGGAUCCAGACCAGCUCACAGCUUCCUCUCACUCCACCCACAGCAGCCUAGUCUCCCUUGAAGCUGUUCGAGCGCUCAGCUUCCUGAUAGAGGGGUCUCUGAACAAAGCCAAAACUGUCCACCCCCUGCAUGAACUUGCACUCUGGCAGCCCUUUCAUGUGAAGAAUGGCUAUUCCAAGAUCUCCAGAACUUUCUCUUUUCCCAAGCUAGAAGGCUGGCUGAGGUCCUGCCUGACUGUGAACCCAUUUGGAAUGUCUGCCUGCCUCAAGUCUGGGAAAAAAUUGGCAUGGGCACAGCAAGUUGAAGGAACAACUAAGAGAGCAAAGAUUGCCUGCAAUGCCCACGUGGUCCCUGAGGCUUACCGCAUAGUGGUGAUGAGUCAGGUCUACAAGCAGACUUUGGCCAAGAGCUCAGAAACCCUGGAGGGUGCUCAUGUAAGGAUUCAUCGCUGCAAUGAGUCCUUCAUAUAUCUGCUGUCUCCUUUACGGUCUGUGACUAUCGAGAAGUGCAGCAAUAGCACCUUUAUUCUGGGCCCUGUGCAGACAGCCAUUCACAUCCACAGCUGUGACAAUGUUAAAGUCAUUGCCGUCUGCCACUGUCUCUCUAUCUCAUCUACUACUGGCUGCACUUUUCACAUCCUUACACCUACACGCCCUCUCAUCCUGUUGGGUAACCAAGCAGUAACUUUUGCCCCUUACCAUACCCAUUACCCGAUGCUUGAGGACCACAUGGGUCGAACAGGCCUGGCUACAGUGCCUAACUACUGGGACAGUCCCAUGCUGGUGUGCAAAGAGAACAGCAAUGCAAGUGUCUUCCGGCUCUUACCAUCCUCCGAAUUUUACACCUUUGUUAUUCCUUUCGAGAUGGAGGGAGACACAACAGAAACGCCUGGUGGGCUUCCAUAUGCUUAUCAGAAGGCACUGAGACAACGAGAGCAGAAGAUUCAGGUUUGGCAGAAAACUGUGAAAGAGGCUGGACUGACCAAGAGUCAAAGGAAGCAGUUCCAGGUACUAGUGGAAAACAAGUUCUAUGACUGGCUAAUUUACACAGGACUUCGUCAGCAACUGGACAGCCUUGUGCCUCCUGCAGCAGGCUCAAAGCAGGCAGCGGGGUAGGAUUCUCUUCACUAACAGAAGGAGUUCUGAAGACAGAUGAUGACAAACCACAGUCAGUUCCUAGUGACUGCUUUGGGGCCAGGCUAUUUUGUUGCCAAUGAAUUAGGAAAUUCAAAGCCUCCAGCUUCAGUGUGAACUGGCCUCUUUUCCUCGUUAAAAGAUCAUGGCAUCACGUUGCCACCUUCCAGGAUUUGGGAUAUAUGAAAAACUUGUUUCAUCAACCCAACCCAACUUCUAGGGAAAAACAUAAAUGAAGGACUGUGUGGUACAAGACAGUGGUAGAGAAGCAAGCCUGAACCUGGCUGUCAGCCCCUUAGGAGGCAGCUGGCAGAAUUCAGCAGUCUUGGCCUGAACAUAUCCAGUAGAGGAGGCAGUUCCUGGUGUGAAGCUGGUUCCAUGAUUGUGACUUUUGGGAGCACCUUUUUAUGGCAGAGCCUGCUAUGUUUUUAUAAACUUCAGAACAAAUGUUUGACUACCCAGCGUGUAAAAUUCAGUAGAUAUAUUUUUAUAUAGAGAUGAGUUUAGCAGUUGAACUAUGACAUUUCAUGAAAUCUCCUAGAUCUCUUUGUUUCCUGCUGUUUUCCACUAAAUUUUAAUAAAUUGAAUUCUGAGACAA